AUGUCUUUACCCAACGACAUCUGCGAGUUGGAUGGAAGGCAGAAGACGUACCGCGCUCUGAUCAUCGCCUGCUUCAGCAUCACGGGCAUGUUCGUCACAACUCGCGGCUGGGUCCGCCUACGGCUGCAAGCCCAGUUUACCGUCGAUGACUACCUCCUCGUAGUCGCACUGGCCGCCUACGCGAUCCAAACCAGCUUCAGCAUCCUCGCAAUCGACUACGGCGGCAUCGGGCACCGCGCCACAUCCGAGCUGCCCCACGCCGCCUACAUCGCGGGCGUCAAGUGGAUCAUCCUCACGCAGAGCACCUACCCGCUCGUGCUCAUGUUCGCCAAGCUCAGCAUCGCGCUGCUGCAGCUGCGCAUCAUGGGGCUGUCGACGCCCUACGUGCUGCGCCGCACGCACUACGCGUCCAUGGUCCUCUGCGUGCUCGUCUCCGUCUUCGGCUUCUUCACCGCCUUCAUCCAGUGCGACCCCAGAAACACCCCGUACCCGGACCUGUCCGCCGGCGGCGCCGGCGGCAUCCUCAUCCCCGUCGUCACCUGCCGCUCGCCCUCGACCAUGCUCGUCGCCAACUACGUCUACGCGGCCCUCUCCAUCGUGCUGGACUGGUACUACGCCCUCGCCAUGGUGCCCGCCGUCUGGGCGCUGCAGAACGUCUCGCCCGUCGUGCGCCUGUCCGUCAUCCUCAUCCUCGGCACCGGCGUGCUGGCCUCGGUCGCCACCGUCGUGCGCCUCGUGUACCUCGUCGACGUCGCCGGCUCGCUCGACGUGCUGCCCGUCGUGCUGUGGUCGACCAUCGAGGUGUGCACCGGCACCAGCGCCGCCUGCAUGGCCACCUUCCGCCCGCUGCUGAAGCGCAUCGUCGCCCCGUUUUCGUCCAGGGCGACGUCUUCUGUGAGCAAGGAGAAGAGGUCGUCGAGAGCGAGCUCGGGCCAGACUGAUAGCAGUGGUGAAGGAAAGACCCACCCAGUCCAUUUUCCGGCCCUGGGUGCUGUCGUCUACUGGUACGCCAUCGCGCGAAGCAGGGCUUCGUCCCCCGUCUUUUCCGACGCCCUGGGAAUCGGUGCCUGCCGUUUCGACGUCGACAGCGACACGCCGACGAAGAGGCGCCGCCGUCCGGGUCAGAUGCGGACAGUCCGCAUCCUCCAGGUCGAGGACCGCCGGCAGCUCUUCCCCGCCCUUGGUGACGGGGACGUCGCCCGCGCAGCCCUCUCAGGCCCCGACGCCCGACUGCUCGUAGGCCUGUCGCUGCAGCUGCAGCGUCUCGUGCGUGACCCACUCCAGACGUGCGUACCGAGCCGUGCCCGACUCGCAGCGGCGCCGCCGCCGCCGCCUCAUCAGGACCCAGCUCGUCAGAGGUUCCAGUGUGUACGACAGGCAGACGACGACGGAUCCGAGCGCGAGGGUCGAGAAAAGGCCGAACACGGAAAAGUUGGAAUGCUCGGCGCUUGGGAUCAUCUGUAG
Messenger RNA from Diplodia corticola, 1464 nucleotides. RefSeq lists its product as uncharacterized. The record is from RefSeq and is a predicted model, not a curated record. The transcript has 3 exons. The coding region runs from base 1 to 1464 and encodes 487 amino acids. NCBI's taxonomy places the organism in Eukaryota, Fungi, Ascomycota, Dothideomycetes, Botryosphaeriales, Botryosphaeriaceae.